UGUAAUAAACACAGAAAAACGAAGGCAUGGCGUCGGUUGGCUCGAUGGAAGAGGCGGCUAGGAAAAGAAAAGAAAAACUACGAGCUAUGAGAACGAAACAGAAUCAGUCUGGCGAAAAUGCUAUGGAAACAGAUGAAAAGGAAGCUUUGCCAAAACCUGUUUUUAGGAGCUAUAAACCCCAAGAUGAAAGCUUAAAGGAGCAGGCAAUACCAGUGGCUAAGCCAGCAGAUGUUACAGAGAAAAUUAAAUCUCAGUUAGAGGCAUCAACAACUAAAGAAGUGGUGGAAGAGGUGGAUAUCAUGAAUUUGGCUCCAAGAAAACCAGACUGGGAUUUGAAGCGUGAUGUAGCUAAAAAAUUGGAAAAGUUGGAAAAGAGAACUCAGAGAGCUAUAGCAGAACUCAUACGAGAAAGAUUGAAGUCUAGUGGUGAAGAUCUGGCCACAAUGGUCAAUGCAGCUAUGACACAGAAUGUCCAGGACGAUGAUUGAUCGACGAGGUGAAACAAACAGCUGAAAGACUUUCUGACCAAAUGCAGACUGGCAGGCCUAGGACUCUUAGGAUUAACCAGCCCAAAUCCAAGGGCCAUAACUCAUUCUGUGAAACAUGAGAAUAUUAUCUAUAAAGCCCGGCAGAAGUAAACAAGGUCCAUGAGUAGAUAUUUACGUCCACAUAAUUGCUAUCUGCGACAGCUCGUGAAGACGUGUGAAAUGUUGUUACAUGUGUAUUACUUGGUAACAGUCAUAUAAUGUAAAAUGGACCAAAGCACUGAUUCAGCCUUCAGUGGUAUUGUUUUACUUAUAGGGUCAGAUGGCACCGGAAUUUUGAAGAUCAUGCAUGUUUCAUUUGAUCAGUUUCGUUGCUAGAUAAGAAUUCAUCUAUACUAUGUAAUACUGUAUGCUCCUUAUUGUAAGGAAGACACCGAAAAUACAUUUGGUAUAAAGACCAUUCCCGUGAAAUGUUAAUGCAAUGACCAGCAUGUCUGCAUCAUCACUGAUUCGUUAUAACCGACAAUAUUCAUACAUAAUCCAUUGGUUACAGACAUCAGUCACAAUGUUAUUUCGUUCAGCAUAAAUAAUGUUUCAAUGAUAAAUGCUCAGCACACAUCACACAGUUGGGCAUUAAAACUUUAAUGGGUAACUCACUUUCUCAAAAUAUUUUUCAAGUAAGUAAUCAUAUACAUUUUUUCUUCAUGAAACAUAUGUCUAGAUAUAUCUUCAUCACCCUACUUUAUAAUUUUAUCUCUUUUGAAUUAUCGUUAUGUAUCAAUUUAAUUUUCUACAUCUCAUAAACGUGUUUUUGUAAAUGUUAGGAAUUUCUUUAACACUAGAGUUAUUGGCUAUUGGGCAAAAUUACUAAUACAGAGUAGUUGAUUGAAGUAAUGUAAGGUAAACAGGCAUAAAGUUUAGUUUAUAAAAUCAAAGAAUUUGUUGAUAAUAGAUGCAUAUAUUUAUGGUUAAAACUUGCUGGUGUCAAGAUUUUGUAUGAUCAUCUGAAGAUUAAAAAGACAUCCAAACAUUUAAAUGAAUUCAGAGGAUUACAAAAUAAACUAAAGCAUUUUGAUAAUAUAGAACCUAUAAUUUGGAACCUGGUAUAAAAUAGUACACAUAUUCCAGCCAACUCUAUGAAGAUCUCUGAUUAUGGUCAAAACCAUGCAUUGAAUGUAUGGGUAUUAAUUUUGAUCAUUUUCAAUAUAUUUUGUUAACAUUUUGAUACUAUAAUUGUAUAUAUACACUAUGGGCAUGUUGAGGAUAGUGAGCUAUUAGCCAUCGCAAAAAUGUUUGAAAAAAUAGCCAUCACAAAAAUGUUUAAAAAAAACUCUUUUCAGAAAGUUAAAACAUUGUUAUGCUGUAACUAAGAGCUUGAGGCCGGAUUAGGGCACAAAUUAAAAGUUAUCUCCCUUGAAACAUUUAUAAACACAAUCCAUACUAAUCAUAGACCUUUGUUGAUAUUCAAUUUAUUUAACCCACAUAUUGACAACCUGAUUCAAAUGUACAUGUACAUCUUUGUAAUAGGACUCCUCAAGUUUUGAAAAUGAAAUUCAGGAUUUGACCAAAAGUCCUUCAAAAAGAAAAUUAGUGGUACACAAUAAUUGUAGAUUUUUGAUGAAAAACAAAAUACGAUGACUGCUUAAAUAAGUAUGUUUACUCUGUAUGCUAGGGGGUAAAGUGCUGUGUAUGAUAAACAAGUGUACGAGGAUAUGUUUACUCUGUAUGAUAGGGGGUAGAGUGCUGUGUAUGAUAGACAAGUGUACGAGGAUAUGAUAUGAAAAUAAGAGAGUUUAUCAUUGAUGAUUGAGCUGAAUUGAGUUUGUGUGGAAUGUUAAGUUAUAUAUAUGUGUGGAAAAUGAAUUUUGAUAUUGAGUGUGUGGCAGUGUUUAAAUUGUUAUAAGCAGGAAGUGUUUAAGGUAGAAGUUUUAUAGAAGGAAGCUUAAGCAAUUUGCAAAAAUGUGUACAUUAGUUAAAGGAAUGGUGUAUGGGAAGUUGGACUGUAUUUUGUGUAUAAUAAAAAUGUAUUAUAUAUUUCC
Mizuhopecten yessoensis (Yesso scallop) is the source of this 2524-nucleotide messenger RNA. RefSeq names its product coiled-coil domain-containing protein 12-like. The coding region runs from base 27 to 488 and encodes 153 amino acids. Gene Ontology annotation, cellular component: U2-type spliceosomal complex; post-mRNA release spliceosomal complex. The record is from RefSeq and is a predicted model, not a curated record. NCBI's taxonomy places the organism in Eukaryota, Metazoa, Mollusca, Bivalvia, Pectinida, Pectinidae. The transcript is spliced from 5 exons.